Molecule: messenger RNA, 1423 nt
Organism: Cuscuta europaea
Lineage: Eukaryota; Viridiplantae; Streptophyta; Magnoliopsida; Solanales; Convolvulaceae
Source: the annotation of a GenBank genome assembly
GGCCUUCAUCCCAAUAACCUAACAACGCUAAAAGAUCCUAAACUCUAGCUCGCUCUCUCACACAACUGACCAUCUUCGCCUUCUUAUAAAUUGGUUUACACUUAUAGAAAGUGUCACACAAUGUAUUCUGUGUACUACCUCCGUUCCUUUAAGAUUGAUUAAAAAAAUGUGAUUCUAUCUAUUUUUAUAAUGUGAGACAAAUUAAUGAAUGAACGAAAAAAGAAAAAUGAGAUAAUAAUGUUUUGGUGUUUAAUAAACAAUAGAUAUACUAAAAAUCCACUUCAAUAGAAAAGUGUGAUUUGAGCCUUAUCUAGGAAUUGAACUAAAACGACGACGUUUUUGUCGUGAGAACUGAGGCGCUGAGAUGCCGUUCUUGUACGAGUUUAUAGAAAAAAGAGUACCUACCUGCGUCACUCUUUCAUCUGAAUUUCACGUCAAAAUCAUUCUAUCCACAACCAUGGCUACAUUCCUAGAAAUCCGGCCGAGCUUUCUCAUCAUCAUCCUGCUCUUUGCCGUCGGCGCUUCCGUGUGGUCGUCGGAGCCCACUGUCUACGAUAUUUUGACCAAGUACAGCCUACCGAUCGGCCUCUUGCCGGACUCGGUAACUUCCUACACGCUCUCCGACGACGGCGCCUUCGAGGUAUCCCUCAAAAAGCCUUGCUACGUGCAGUUUGAUUACUUGGUGUACUACGAGAAGAAGAUUACUGGGAAAUUGAGCGUCGGAUCGAUCUCCGACUUGAAGGGGAUUCAAGUAAAAAAACUGUUCUGGUUCAAUGUGGACGCGAUUAAAGUUGACCUGCCCCCGUCCGGUAGUAUAUAUUUUCAGGUUGGAAUUAUUAACAAGGAACUCGAUGCGGGUCAGUUCGAGACCGUCCACACUUGCCAGGACAAAGCCUUGGCCGCCUGUGCAGCGUCUCCAAGGAAAAUUGUUCAGCCAACAGUGGUGGAUGAUUUGCGAAUGCUGCUUACAGAGUAAAGAAUCAAAUUUAUGCUUCGCAGCUAAAGAUUGUCGAAAGAGGACAUAGCUAUGGGUUAUGGUCAAGACUAUUGUGUUAGACUUUGUGUAUGUAUAAUAAUUGUAUAUGGAAAGGUGCAGACAUGUUUUACCAAGCUGUGCUUUUGUGAUAUCUUCCUCUCUAUUGGGGUAGUGAGGAAGAUAUGUAGAAGACUAGAAGUACAACUUCAGUGCUGAGCACCGUGUUGAUAUACAAGUUGGGCUUUUAAUAUAUAUCACUGCGUAUGCAUAUGACAAUAUCUAUGUUAACAUUGUAUGAUGUAGUUGUAAUGUUAACGAAAUAUGUUAAGUUGUAAUGACAUUGACAGUGUUCCUAUUAUGUUGAUCAAUGUUUAGUUGUAAUAUGUUUAUUAUGUUAUACUAUGUUUAGAUAAUAUCCAGCUCUAAAUCCUCUAAUUAAGUGUCUUU